AUGAGUAUUAGGCUGAAGGAUAACCCAUAUGUCCCAAAGCUAAACCUUGAUGGAAUACGUGCUACAGGCCCUAGAACCAAAGAAAUUGCUCCAAGCGGAAGAAAGACAAGGGAAAUGGAAGAAACAAAUUACUCUCUUCAAGAAAUGUUUGAUGAUUUUGUUGAGGGUCUUGAAUCAACAAGUAUGAAUCGAGCUCUCGAAACUGCAAGUAUGAAAUAUUUAAAGGCAAAUAAAACGGUUUUAUGGCUAUUGGAUAAAGAAAACGAACAAUUCUAUUCACCAACAUUCUUAAAAAUAUGUGCUUUCGAAAAUUCUAUCUUAGGAAAGUCAUAUGAAUCAAAAGAAAUUAUAAACAUUACAAAUCGCGAUAGUUUUACAUUACUCAUCCCAUUAGGAAGAAAUGAUAUGCGAUGUAUCUUGCAAGCAUCACGUUUGCCAUCUAUUCAACCCUUUUCGGAGUCUGAAAUUCGACAAGCAAAACAACUUCAAAAGAAGUUCAGACAUUAUGCAUCUUACCUCCUUAAUCACGAAACAUUCGAUGAAACAUAUGCAAAUAUAUGUUCGAUCCCUGAUAUUGAAACUUUAACGUAUAAUAUCAGUGAAAUCGCUCAUUUUGCUCGCUGUGAUUCAGUUGAUAUAUUUAUCAAAGUCUCCAACUUCUACAAGCGAUUGGCUACAAACGGAGCCUUUUUAAUCAUACAAAAAGCCGGAAUUUCAACUCAUGUUUUGGAUCAUCUCACUGAUCUCAUAUUAGAUGAUGUUACAACGCAUCCCAUGUAUGACCCUGAUAUCGAUGGAACCAAUCUCAACUCCGUAUUCGCUCAUCCACUGCUAAUGAAAGGAAGAAAUGGUUGUAUUGUCUUCAGAAGGCAGGACAAAUUCACGCACAAGGAUAUCAGAAGGAUUUUAGCAAUCUGCCCUAUAAUAGGAACAUGCGUUGAGAGGAAUUACGGACAUUUGUCCAUUUCUGCGAUGAAUAAUCGUUUAUCUGCACUUUUGGACAUUGCAGAAUCCAUUGGUCCUAUGACAGAUUUGAGAACACUGAUCACAAUGAUCAUGGAACGCGCCUGUUCUUUGAUUGGAACUGAGAGAUGCUCAUUAUUUAUGGUUGAUCGCGUCAAGAACGAAAUAUAUUCAACAUUUAACCAAGGCCUUGACAGUGAAAUCAGAAUCCCUAUGUCCAGAGGCAUCGUUGGCUAUACAGCUCGAACUGGACAAAUUGUAAACAUCACAAAUGCUUACAAUGACCCAAGAUUUGAUAAUUCCGUUGAUAUUGAGACAGGAUUUCGGACAAGAAACAUCCUCGGCGUUCCUAUUUAUAACUCAAACGGUGAAGUUACAGGAGUUACUCAGAUGAUCAACAAAAAAGAUGGAAAUUUCAUAGAAGACGAUAUCAAAAUCAUGAAGUGUUUCAAUGUUUUCUGUGGUAUUUCACUUGAUAACGUUAAACUUUUCAAUGUUUCGACGAAUCUUGCAAAUCAUCUCAAAAAAUUUGUCGAAGCUGCAGAUACUUUCACGAAAUCUGAGAACAAAAACGCUUUAGUAGAACUCCUAGAAAGCGCUGCUGACAUUUGCCAAGCUUCUCGUGCAACAAUGCUCUCAUAUGAUGUUGAUACAAAAGAAUUUCAAGUUCUUGCUAACUACGGACAUAAUUUUGACGGCAGUUAUGAACGAGCGCAAGAAGUUGUCGAGUAUGCAACACCACAAGUCUUCGGAGAACGUCAACCAGGAAAAAUUAAAUUACAUAUCUCCGGAUACUUCGAUAACAACACGAGUAAUGGUCCAGAUGAGACACUUCUUAAUGCUGCUUCAAGGUUAUCACAAGCAUUUGAAGCAGAAGCCAUAAAAUCACCACCUCCUGAAAUUGUUGAAGAACACAAUGAGAAACCACAGAUAUUUGGAUUCCCAUUAACAUCACAGGAUAGAGUUGUUAUCGGUAUUGUUGAAUUCGAAACAAAAUUACCUUUAACGACCGAGCACAUUAAACUUCUUGAAAGUUAUUGCACUUUUGCAUCAAUGGCCAUAGAAAGAGAUCAGCUGCAAAAGAUCGCAAAGUCAUCGCAGUUGUUGAUUCAUGAACAUCAGUUCAUGAAGAAUGAGGAGAAAGAUAAAUUCACAACACCUGCAAAUCUAGUAUUAGAUGAAGAAAGUGAAAAACAAGUUUUUACUUUAGGCUUUGACGCUCAGAAAUUUGACGGUUUUAGUCAUUAUAGAGUCAUGUGGGCUAUUUUCACUCGUUUCGACUUGUUAAGAGAGUUCAAUGUGACCAACGAGAAGUUCUUUUCAUUCCUCACAGAAGUCUCUGAGUCAUACAACAAAGUUCCUUAUCAUAACCGGAGACAUGCUGUUGAUGUAACUCAAUUUGUGGCUUAUGAAAUAAUUAUCGGCAAAAUUGACAAAAUUUUGACAAAAGAAGAAUUGUUUUGUUUGUUGAUCGCUUGUAUAUGCCAUGACAUCAAUCACGAUGGCUUCACGAAUGUUUAUAACGUGAAAGCAGAGACUCCUCUUGGUAUUUUGUUCAAGAACCAAUCAGUUAUGGAGACACAUCAUUGUGAAGUUACAAUUGGAAUAAUGACAAACGAAAUGUCAAAUGUUUUCGCUUGUUUCGAAGGCCAGCAGUACUCCAAGAUGUGGCAGAUGCUAUUUACAUUGAUAUUAGGUACUGAUAUGUUCCAUCACUACACAAUAAUCAAGCAGUUUAAUGAACUCUUGGAUAAAGGACCAUUGGAUUAUUCGGAUGACCAAAACCGUCUCAAAUUGAUGCAAAUUCUAUUGAAAUGCGGUGAUAUUUCCAAUGUUUCAAGGCCAUUUAAGAUUGCUGAUAAAUGGUGUGAUGUUCUUUGUGAAGAGUUCUUCAGACAAGGUGAUUUAGAACAAGCACAAGGCAUGGAAUAUACUUCUAAUCUUAAUGACAGAGCUCAUCUUGAUAAACCAAAGUCGCAAAUUGGUUUUUACAAAUUUGUUUGCUUACCGUUGUUUGAAGUUGCUGAAAGAGCAAUCCCAGAGCUCGGUGUGAAUAAGCAGAGCAUCCUUAUUAACUUAAAGGAAUGGGAAAGACAGCUCGAUUUAUAG
Messenger RNA from Trichomonas vaginalis G3, 3072 nucleotides. RefSeq names its product cyclic nucleotide phosphodiesterase family. Gene Ontology annotation, biological process: signal transduction. The transcript has a single exon. The coding region runs from base 1 to 3072 and encodes 1023 amino acids. The record is from RefSeq and is a predicted model, not a curated record. NCBI's taxonomy places the organism in Eukaryota, Parabasalia, Trichomonadida, Trichomonadidae. Gene Ontology annotation, molecular function: protein binding; 3',5'-cyclic-nucleotide phosphodiesterase activity.